UGUGUUCGGGAACUGGUCAGAGCUGAAAGGAACAGACAGGAACUUUUUUUUUUUUUACUUACAAAAGUUAACCAUCGACUAAAGUCUGACCAGCUACGUUGAUAACUUUAUCUUUACACCCAAAAUAUAUAUAUUAUAUAUAUAUAUCAAAACAUAUUUUAAAAAGUACUCUUAUUACAGUAUACGUUUACUGGUGCGAAUCAGAACACGAAACCGGCCUAAAGAAGGAGGAGGAGAAGAAGAAGAAGAAGAAGAAGAAGGAGGAGAAGGAACAAGGAAAACUUGUGGAAUAGUGAUACCUGAGCCCGUUACGUUAGUAUCCAUCUUUUCCCCAAGUCAACUUGGUAAAACACGUUUAUAAAGUGUGAUCAGCUACCUAAUUUAGAUAUAGAUAUUUUUUAUAUAUAUAUAUAUGACGGUUUUUACUCACUUCUUUGCUGACUUGUUUAGCUAGCUAACAGUAUCUAACGUUUUAGUUAGUUGGAACUUUGUUGGUUAGCGAGUUGUUGCUAGGUAGCUGCUAGCGAUAGCAUCACAUAGACUAUAUGUGAUAGCAUCUUGCUACAUGACUUUGGUGUGGAUGCUAGUCAAAUGAAUAUAAAAAUAAGUUAGCAUAUCUGCUACUGUACAAGUAACUGCAGCUGGCUAGCUAUUAGCUAUAUGAUGAUAUAUAAUAGCGCUUCGUGGGAAUCUAUUCGUUGAGCAUUUUAGAGUUACUAACCUGACACAAGUGUACAGGAUAUAAAUCAUUAUUUGCAUUCCGUGAGUCAAGACAAAACUCAAAAACACCUGUUGAUGCAGAGAAAGUGAUCAAGGAAGGAACUUCUGGACAUUCCAAAAAGCGCUAACUUGAAUGAAGAAACCACCACCACCAUCAUCAUCAUCAUCAUCAUGAAAGUGACAGUGACAUUUGGACAGACGAGUGUCGUGGUUCCGUGUAAGGAGGGAUGGAAAGUCCGUGAUCUCAUUCAACAAGCCACACAGAGAUACAGAAAGUUAUUGGAACAGGAGGGUGACUUCCUGGUUCGUACCCACCAUGUGGAGUACUGUGACGGGGGCAUCCUGGACCCUGAUGAUGUACUGACUGACCUGGUGGAGGACAGAGACAAGCUGAUGGCCGUCUAUGAGGAGCAGGAGGCCCAGCGGAGAGGAGCUGUGAGUCCCAGAGCAGGAGUAACAGGAAGAACCAGCCAAGACCCCUAUGACGCCGAGGUCUCCGUCUUCCAGCCAAUCAGAGGAGGAGAGAUAGAGGUCAACUCCUCAGCUCUUAAAUCCAACACCCCCCUGCUUGUAAGGAGCAGCAGUGAAUCAGCCCUCAGCCCCCCAGUGGAGACGUCACAGCCCCCGCAGCCUCAGGAGCCCAACGACAGGCCUGGCCCUGAACCCCCCACGGGGGUGAACCAUGGACUGGACAAGACAGGAGGACACAGAGCUGAUGUCUCGACUUCCAAACUCAACACAUUCUCUCUCAGCAGCCUGACCAAGACAGUGGAGAUCUCAGGAGAACACGGUCCGCUGGGGAUCCACGUUGUUCCUUAUGUCUCCUCUCUCAGCGGACGGGCUCUGGGCCUGCACAUUCGUGGUGUGGAGGAGAACAGUCGUUCUAAGCGAGAGGGCAUCUUCCAGGACGAUGAGUGCAUUGUUCAAAUCAAUGAUACAGAGUUAAUGGACAAAUCCUUUACCCAGGCACAGGAAGUGUUCCGUUAUGCUAUGCGGUCCCCCAUGGUGCGUCUGGAAGUAGUUCCUGUCUCCAACAGGGAGAGGUACGAGAAGAGCCUGAUUGGGCAGCUCUUCAACCAAUCAGGCAGUCCCAAAGCCACACCCAAGACUUCCUCUAAGGAGCCUCCUUCAAUCAAACCUGCCUUUAAGCCCUCUGACUCUUCUACUGCCCGAAUGGCUGAGGACAGCAGCAGCCUAGAGGGCCGACCAAUGGGAUCCCCCCAUCUCGCCCACCCUGUCCCCGUCAGCCUAUCGCCUGUCCCCAAGGAGAAGAGUGACAGCCCACUCCUGAAGAGGAGUCCCACCUUCUCUACCCUGGUGGGCUUCACCAGCAAGAAGGGAGGGAAGAGACUGAAGAUCGAUUUAAAGAAAGGUCCCGAGGGUCUGGGCUUCACAGUGGUGACCAGGGACUCGUCUGUCCACGGUCCUGGUCCUAUCCUGGUCAAGAACAUCCUGCCGCGCGGGGCCGCCGUCAAAGAUGGACGCCUGCAGUCAGGUGAUCGGAUCCUGGAGGUGAAUGGUGUGGACAUCAGCAGGCGCAGCCAGGAGGAGUUGGUAUCCAUGUUGAGGAGCACCAGACAGGGAGACAGUGUCGCUCUGCUUGUGGCCAGACAGGAAGAUGUUUUCCUGCCCAGAGAACUGAAGGAGGAGGAGGCUCGUGCUGUCCUGCUGUCUGAGGAAGGGAAGGAGCAGCUGAUGUUUGAGGUUCCUCUGAAUGACACAGGGUCCGCUGGUCUAGGCAUCAGCCUGAAGGGCAACAAGUCCAGGGAGACAGGAGAAGACCUGGGCAUCUUCAUCAAGUCCAUCAUCCAUGGUGGAGCUGCGUACAAGGACGGUCAUCUGCGUGUCAACGACCAGCUGAUAGCGGUGAACGGAGAGUCUCUACUGGGGAAGUCGAACCAUGAAGCCAUGGAGACCCUGAGGAGAUCCAUGUCUAUGGAGGGGAACUUGAGGGGCACGAUACAGCUGGUGGUGCUACGAGCCCUGGUCCAAUCAGAGGAUCCAUUUGUCCCUUCGAACCAGUCUUUUGAUGCCUCUGUCAGUUGCCCAGCCAGAUCAGCUAACACCUCAGCCCAGCUGCCUGUGGUCAACAACGUCAUCUAUGAGAGAUCUAAUGUCUUUAAUGGAAGUUCCGCCCACGUUGGUGAAGAGGAUGAUGACGAGGAGCUGACUCUUAUAUCUCCCCGUCAGGAAGCCCUGAGUCUAGCCCCAGGGGAUAGCUCCACCAGGCCCAUCCCUGGACCAGCCCCAGGGGAUAGCUCCACCAGGCCCAUCCCUGGACCAGCCCCAGGGGAUAGCUCCACUAGGCCCAUCCCUGGACCAGCCCCAGGGGAUAGCUCCACUAGGCCCAUCCCUGGACCAGCCCCAGGGGAUAGCUCCACCAGGCCCAUCCCUGGACCAGCCCCAGGGGAUAGCUCCACCAAGCCCAUCCCUGGACCAGCCCCAGGGGAUAGCUCCACCAGGCCCAUCCCUGGACCACAGCUGGCCCAGUUUCAGUUCCACCACACCAAGACCUCCAAGACCUCCAAGAGCAUGGACCUGGUGGCAGAUGAAAGCAACGUGGGAUCACUAGCAGGCCACAGGUCAGAGCCCUCCACGGCCGUGGACCUUGGUCCUACCUUGGGUUUGAAGAAGUCCAGUUCUCUGGAGAGUCUGCAGACGGCCAUGUCAGAGGUCCGGAAGAAUGAGCCCCUCCCCUUUCACAGGCCACGCCCCCACAUGGUCAGGGGGAGGGGCUGCAACGAGAGCUUCAGAGCGGCCAUUGACAAAUCUUACGACGGACCAGCUGAUGAAGAUGAUGAUGACCUGUCAGACCAGAGUUCGGGACGGGACACCCCUGCCAGCGGCUCCUCUCGCCAGGGCGUGGGGGAAGAGGAGAGGCAAGACAAGAAGAAGAAGGCCAAAGGAAAGAAGAAAGAGAAGCAGUCCAAAAGUAAAGGGAAGAAGAUAACUGAGGAUGUGGACGAGUCAGACAAGAAGGCCAAGAAGAAGAAAGGUUUUGGUUUACUGAGGUGAGGCCAUUUCCUGUCGUG
Molecule: messenger RNA, 3752 nt
Organism: Oncorhynchus mykiss (rainbow trout)
Lineage: Eukaryota; Metazoa; Chordata; Actinopteri; Salmoniformes; Salmonidae
Source: RefSeq, a predicted model, not a curated record